CCGCCACGCCUGGCCCAAGCCGCCCACCGCUGCAAAGGCAAGCGCAGCCUCAAGGCCCUCCCCCAGCCGUACCCCAGCCGCCGACCCAGCAGGGCUCCGAGGCGGGCGGCAUCCCUGGAAAUGGGCCCCAACAGCCCCCCGACUCCCUCUCGCUCGCCCAGCUCCGGCGCAUCGUCGCCGAGUUCCCGCGCUCGGAGCCGAUCGCGUACGACUACGUCUACAGCGACAUGGCGCCGAUAGAGGAGGAGAUCGACGAGUGGUUCGUCUCCAACUUCUGGCAGUGGGUGCGGCUGAACACGGCCCAGCGGAACUUCUACGCCGAGUGGGCCGACGCCUUUGAGGACGAGAGGCCGUGGAAGGACGCGAGCGAGGAAGACCGGCGCACGUUCGUCACGGGGCUACUGGAGGGCGUCCGGUCGUCCGACACGGCUGCCCGGUCGUCUGCCAUCGGCGGGCUGACAUAUCUGGUGCUCGGGAGGUGGACAGAGAGCAUCGACGAGCCAAGCCUGCCUAGCUUGGAUGAUGGAAAGAUCAAGUCUGCGGCCAAUCCGUCGCAGCUGGCGGCUAUGAAGGCCGGUGUGGAGCUUCUUGCUGACUGUGGUGGGAUAUCUGUUAUUUGGGAUGCGACGAGGAGGGCCUUUGAGCCAUUCUGGACCGACGAUACGCAGCAGUUGCAGGCUGGGGGUCUUCAGAACCCGCAAGAUGAACUCCUGAACGUAAUGACGAUCAUGUACAUGGUCAUCCAGGAGGUAUUAUCAGACCCUUACCGGCUGCCGUCGGUUCAGUCACAGCUUUUCGCGCUUGAACCUGGUUUGCUCCCUUUCAUGGUUGAUGCGACGGCCAAGCUGAGAUGGGAUGAAGCAAACGUCCUCCCACACACCCAGGUGUUUCUUCUGUUUUGGAAGUCCAUUUUACUCGUCUUCGGCGGCAGCAAGGAGAUUGCCGAGGCAAAGAAGGCAACGGCCGAGACUGACAACGACGACAAGGAAAAGGACGUCAUUACCGCGUCCCCUCUAGAUUACCAUGUUUUCCGGCAGGAGAUAACAUCUAAAUACCCGGCAUACAUCCCACCACAGCCCGUGAUACCACUGGAAGCGGAGCACACGUCCCUGCUUCCCCAGCUGCCCAACCAUCCGACACGAAACAAUGGAGCCAACGGCAUCAUGCCCGCUCCUGCGAACCUCCAGAGCGGCGGGGCAUCCAUUCUACACCAGCCCGUCCACAUCGCAACCCCCGCGCCCUCGCCGCCACCGUCCCCGGCCGUCGGUGGUAAGGGAGGCAAGAAGCAGAACUAUCAGACGAACCAGAACUUCCCUUUUAUGUAUCCGCCGCUGGACGCCUCGAGCAACAGCACCGGCGGCAAGGGCGGUGCCGCGCUGCAGGACUUGCUGGUGGGCCGGAAAUGGGAAGGCAGCGAUGUCCCCGCCUCCAUCUUGGAAGCCGGGGAGCUCUUCUCAAGGAGGGUGAGGAUGAGUCGGGCGUCGAGGCAGCUGUGGGAGGAGCGGGAGAAGUUCCUGAAGUUCGACCGCGGCUGGGAGGCCCCCGACGACGAUAUCAUCGACGAGCUCGACCUGUCGUCGCUGACCCUCGAGGAAAAAGAGGAGUUGGGUUUGUCGAGGCCGGAGCCGGCGGAUAAUAAUCGUGCCGAAGACUCGGAUUCCAAGGUCGAUAUUGGCCCCAGGUCAGACAUUGACCCACGCAUUAGAGACCGGCUCGAGGCUGUGGAAGCGUUUUACAGCAAUGCCCUCCCCCAUCUUCAAUCCCUGGUCAUUGUGCUUUUCAGAGCCGUUGUAACCGUCGCUGCGAACCUGUUGGUUCAGCCCGCAAAUGGACAGCAGCAGCAGCAGCAUCCGGGCGCCGCGGGACAGAACAAUGCACGAGUUAACGGCGCCGGCAGGGCCCAAGAAGCACCAAGUGGCGCUAAUGGUGCCCCAAAGAACGAGCCGGUUUCGCCGUCUGACGAGGAGAUUGACGCAGUGAGGAGUAAAGAAAUCUCCGCCAAGGCCGUGACGGGGAUUAUGGUGCUGAUGUUGAAGUGGUUCAAGCUGUCACAUGUUCUGAAAUUCGAAUACCUAACUCAGCUAUUGCUGGAUUCUAAUUACAUCCCGCUAGUCUUGAAGAUCUUCGCCGUACACGACAUUCAGCUUCUCGUGGAGAGCAAGACGGAUCGAAUAGAACACAGCUUCUUCUACUUCUGCAACAUCCGAGCCGGCGGCACACCGAACCCGGCCACAGCCACGACCUUUGAAGAGGAUGAGGAGAGUGAGGACGACGCCGCGCCGCCGCCCAUCAAGCGCCGCCGCUCUCCGGACCGCCCGGCAGAGGAGGAAGGUGAACCUGGUAGCAGCAGCGGCAGCGGUAUCGCCGGUAUCGCCGGCGACAAGCCCGACGGCGAGCCGUCCCAGUCAGGGCGGCCAGAGGUCGACGAGCUCGGGUACCCAGUCAACCCGCUGCCGCAGGAGCCCAUCACCGAUUUCUCGCGGCGCAACUUCUUCGCGCUCAUCAACCACCUGCGGGUGGUGCAGAAGAUCUGCAAGAACAAGGCGCACCGCAACCUGCUGCUGGUGAACUACAAGUCGUCCAACAUCCUGCGCAAGUCUCUCAAGGUGCCGCAGCCGGAGCUGCGGCUGUACACGCUCAAGCUGUUCAAGAACCAGGUCCCCUACUGCGGGCGCAAGUGGCGGCAGUCCAACAUGCGCGUCAUCACGGCCGUGUACCUGCACUGCCGGCCGGAGCUGCGCGACGAGUGGCUCGCCGGCAGCGACGUGGACGCCGAGGUCGAGGAGGCGCUGCCGCUCGAGCAGGCCCUCCGCAGCCUGACGCACUGGUUCAACCUCCGCCGCUACACGGACAAGAUGGCGCCCGAGGCAAGGGCCGCGCUCAGGGAGGAGCAGGACUUCUUCAUCCGCGAGCUCGAGAAGGCGGACCUCACUUGGUCCGACGUGGGUGACCCGGAGGGCGCGUCCGGGAGCGAGUGGGAGGACGGGAGUGGCUGGGGCUGAAUGACAAUUAUGGGGGAACGGGGAAAUUGAUUGCUUGCUUGUUGUGGUAUCGGUAGUGUUGGUGUUGGUAUUGGACUGACUGCGUAUUAGCACCCCAGGCUUGUGGCAAAUCGCAAAGAGGGGAUUUUCUCAUCGCGUGCAUAGUAGGUAUUAUUACAGAGAUGAUGAUACAUCGAGAGGCACAUCCAACAGCUUGCGCCUUCCAUCUAAAUUAACAGUACAGAGU
Messenger RNA from Phialemonium atrogriseum, 3228 nucleotides. RefSeq names its product N1221-domain-containing protein. Bases 228 to 3002 code for a protein of 924 amino acids. The record is from RefSeq and is a predicted model, not a curated record. The transcript is spliced from 6 exons. Gene Ontology annotation, biological process: cytoskeleton organization. Gene Ontology annotation, cellular component: cytosol. NCBI's taxonomy places the organism in Eukaryota, Fungi, Ascomycota, Sordariomycetes, Cephalothecales, Cephalothecaceae.